Condylura cristata (star-nosed mole) is the source of this 4045-nucleotide messenger RNA. It is a transcript of the gene KDM4C, whose product is annotated as lysine (K)-specific demethylase 4C. The record is from RefSeq and is a predicted model, not a curated record. Lineage: Eukaryota; Metazoa; Chordata; Mammalia; Eulipotyphla; Talpidae. The transcript is spliced from 22 exons. Gene Ontology annotation, molecular function: histone H3K9 demethylase activity; histone H3K36 demethylase activity. The coding region runs from base 157 to 3318 and encodes 1053 amino acids. Gene Ontology annotation, cellular component: nucleus. Gene Ontology annotation, biological process: chromatin remodeling.
GGCUCGGUGCGCGUGCGCAGCAAACAGCUGUCACCCUGUGCGGAACAAGUCUCCCAAAUUUCCCAAAUCUCCCUGGGCGGGAGACCACCGUCUUUCUCUUCUUACUGGGGAUCCUGUCCUCGCCCCAUCCGCGCGCCAGAGACUGUGGCAGCCAUCAUGGAGGUGGUCGAGGCGGAGAGUCCUCUGAACCCCAGUUGCAAGAUCAUGACCUUCAGACCCUCAAUGGAGGAGUUCCGGGAGUUCAACAAAUACCUUGCAUAUAUGGAAUCUAAAGGAGCCCAUCGAGCUGGUCUUGCAAAGGUGAUUCCUCCUAAGGAGUGGAAGCCAAGAAAAUGCUAUGAUGAUAUUGAUAAUUUGCUUAUUCCAGCACCAAUUCAGCAGAUGGUUACAGGGCAGUCGGGACUAUACACUCAGUACAACAUCCAAAAAAAAGCCAUGACUGUGAAGGAGUUUAGGCAACUGGCUAACAGUGGCAAAUACUGUACUCCAAGGUACUUAGAUUAUGAAGAUUUGGAACGCAAAUACUGGAAGAAUUUAACCUUUGUGGCCCCUAUCUAUGGAGCAGACAUUAAUGGGAGCAUAUAUGAUGAGGGUGUGGAUGAAUGGAACAUAGCUCGCCUAAAUACAGUUUUGGAUGUGGUUGAAGAAGAGUGUGGCAUUUCUAUUGAGGGUGUAAAUACCCCUUACCUCUAUUUUGGCAUGUGGAAAACCACCUUUGCAUGGCACACUGAAGACAUGGACCUCUACAGCAUUAAUUAUCUCCACUUUGGGGAGCCCAAGUCUUGGUAUGCAAUACCUCCGGAGCAUGGAAAACGACUUGAAAGACUAGCUCAAGGAUUUUUCCCAAGCAGUUCUCAAGGGUGUGAUGCAUUUCUUCGUCACAAGAUGACACUGAUAUCUCCUUCAGUAUUGAAGAAAUAUGGUAUUCCCUUUGACAAGAUAACCCAGGAGGCUGGAGAAUUUAUGAUCACUUUCCCUUAUGGCUACCAUGCUGGUUUUAAUCAUGGUUUCAACUGUGCAGAAUCUACAAAUUUUGCUACUGUCAGAUGGAUUGACUAUGGAAAAAUUGCUAAAUUGUGCACCUGCAGGAAAGACAUGGUGAAAAUUUCAAUGGAUAUCUUUGUAAGAAAAUUUCAGCCAGAUAGAUAUCACCUUUGGAAGCAAGGAAAGGAUAUAUACACCAUUGAUCACACAAAACCUACUCCAGAAUCUACUCCUGAAGUAAAAGCAUGGCUGCAGAGGAGAAGGAAAGUAAGAAAAGCAUCCAAGAGUCCUCAGUGCACCAGUUCUCACUCUAAGAGACCUAAGAAUGAGGGGAAUGAGGAAGUGCUGGUGGCUUCUGUCGAGGGGAUAGUGGGACCUACAGCUCAUGGAGACACAAAUGACCUCAAGGUCAGUGAAAAGACAGAAGAAUCAGCUAAGCUGGGGAACAUAGAAGAAUCUUUAGAGGAAAAGGCUUCUGCUAUCAAGAUGCAGCUGGAUCGGAAUUUAUCCAAUAAUGCUAGGCUCUCUGGAAACAACUGCUUAAGCACAUCUAUAAAAGAGGAGAUAAAAGCUGAGGAUCACCAAGCCUUUGCCAUAAUUCCACCUUCGAAUCCCAAUGAGGCUGAUUCCAUAUCUAGUGGCCAUAUAAUGUCUGAAGAAUCAGACCCACCCAAGAUUCCAUGGCCAAAGUCACCUGAGUCAUGCUCCUCAGUGGCAGAGAGUAAUAGUGUGUUGACAGAGGGAGAAGAGAGUGAUGUGGAGAGCCGCAGGAGUGGCCUUGAACCUGGGGAAGUCCAGGUCAUCCCCAGUGGAGAGAGAAAUGGCUUCAAAGUCCCCAGUAGAAUAGAGGGAGAGACCAAAACGGCUAAAAGCUGGCGCCAUCCACUUAGUAAGCCUCCAGCAAGAUCCCCAAUGACUCUAGUGAAGCAGCAAGCAACAAGUGAUGAAGAAUUGCCUGAAGUUCCAUCAAUGGAGGAGGAAGUCGAAGAAACAGAGUCUUGGGCAAAGCCUCUUGUCCACCUUUGGCAGACGAAGCCCCCCAACUUUGUGGCUGAGCAGGAGUAUAAUGCGGCCAUAGCCAAAAUGGAGCCCUACUGUGCCAUCUGUGCUCUCCUUAUGCCCUACUACAAGCCAGAGAGCAGCAAUGAAGAAAAUGAUUCUAAAUGGGAGACAAAAUUAGAUGAAGUGCCUACUUUGGGAGGAAAAACCAAACCCCUUAUUCCAGAGAUGUGUUUUAUUUAUAGUGAAGAAAAUAUAGAAUAUACUCCUCCUAAUGCCUUCUUGGAAGAGGAUGGAACAAGUCUCCUGAUAUCCUGUGCAAAGUGCCGUGUGCAGGUUCAUGCAAGUUGCUAUGGCGUUCCUUCUCAUGAGAUAUGUGAUGGAUGGCUAUGUGCUCGGUGCAAAAGAAAUGCAUGGACAGCGGAAUGCUGCCUCUGCAAUUUGAGAGGGGGUGCUCUCAAGCAAACUAAGAACAGCAAGUGGGCCCAUAUCAUGUGUGCAGUUGCGGUCCCAGAAGUUCGAUUCACUAAUGUCCCAGAAAGGACACAAAUAGAUGUAGGCAGAAUACCUUUACAGAGAUUAAAAUUGAAAUGCAUCUUUUGUAGACACCGGGUUAAGAAGGUCUCUGGAGCCUGCAUCCAGUGUUCCUAUGGCCGUUGUCCAGCCUCCUUCCAUGUCACAUGCGCUCAUGCUGCUGGGGUGCUAAUGGAACCUGAUGAUUGGCCAUAUGUGGUGAACAUUACAUGCUUUCGACAUAAGAUCAACCCAAAUGUGAAGUCCAAGGCUGGCGAGAAGGGCAUCUCCGUGGGGCAGACGGUCAUCACGAAGCACCGGAACACCCGCUAUUACAGCUGCAGAGUGAUCGCCGUGACCUCACAGACCUUCUAUGAGGUUGUCUUUGAUGAUGGCUCCUUUAGCAGAGACACGUUCCCUGAGGAUAUUGUGAGCCGAGACUGUGUGAAGCUGGGCCCUCCUGCUGAGGGAGAAGUUGUCCAAGUCAAGUGGCCUGAUGGGAAACUCUAUGGAGCAAAAUAUCUUGGGUUGAAUGUCGCUCAUAUGUACCAGGUUGAAUUUGAAGAUGGAUCUCAGAUAGCAAUGAAGAGAGAAGACAUCUACACUUUAGAUGAAGAGUUACCCAAAAGAGUGAAAGCCCGUUUUUCCACAGCCUCUGAUAUGCGAUUUGAAGAUACAUUUUAUGGAGCAGACAUAAUCCAAGGGGAGAAGAAGAGACAAAGAGUGCUGAGUUCCAGAUUUAAGAAUGAAUAUGUGGAUGACCCAGUAUACCGUACUUUUUUGAAGAGCUCUUUCCAGAAGAAGUGUCAGAAAAGACAAUAGCCCACCCUGCUGCAGACUAAGCAGAUGUGGUCCAAAGAAGAUAAUUGAAGGGAUGGUCCUGGGACUGUGCCGUGUGUUUCACUUGGGUAGGUGAUGAGGUGUGUCUCUGACAGUGGAAAAUUAGGCUUUUCAGAGUUUGGUUACCAAAACCAUAAAGUACACACAUUACCAAUUGGAUACAAUUCCAAAUCAUCCUUAAGUCUUGCUUUCAUUUGUUAGCAGUUGUCCUUUAUGAUCCCAAAGAAUUUUUCUAAGUGAAAGGAAAUAAUAGUGAAUCACCCACUAAGAAAUGUCACUGCUGACAGGAGGUGGCUCCCAAUGUAUGGCUUAGACCCCUUGUCAAGAAACACAUGGACACUUCUCACUCAGACUGCAGCAGGAGGGAGCCUUGAUAUCCAGGGCCAGAGGGUAGGGCUGAUAAUUUAUAUAUUUUCCACAGUCAGGGAGUACUCUCGCUUAUUUGUUUCAAAUGGCAGUUUUUAUAAAACAUUUUUUAAGCCACAAAUGGUAUGUAUGGUAAUGAGAUUUGCCCGCGUGCUAUCUAUAUUUCCCUUGUACAGACUUUUACAUUUUUUUAUAUCCCUAUUACUUUUGAUUGCAUCUGAUGAGAAAUGACUUGUUGGCCUUUGUGAAAUUUUUGGCUCUUGAGAAAGAAUUCUUAUGAAUUGUAUGGAAAUUUUAUAUAUUUAAGGAGGGAGAUCUGGGGCUAUUAUUUUUAAACACUUUU